Heteronotia binoei (common prickly gecko) is the source of this 1137-nucleotide messenger RNA. It is a transcript of the gene GPX7, whose product is annotated as glutathione peroxidase 7. Gene Ontology annotation, molecular function: glutathione peroxidase activity. Gene Ontology annotation, biological process: response to oxidative stress. The transcript has 3 exons. The record is from RefSeq and is a predicted model, not a curated record. Lineage: Eukaryota; Metazoa; Chordata; Lepidosauria; Squamata; Gekkonidae. Bases 72 to 710 code for a protein of 212 amino acids.
AUCCUUUUUCAGCAGCCGUUUCUUUCCGGCAGCACAUCUUGGAGGCGGGCCGAGCGGAGAGUCUGUGCAGCAUGUUAGACCCUGAGGGCAGUGCGGAGCGGGAGCACAAAGUUAAUUCUUCUUUCUGUAAAGUUUUUCUCAUCCUCGUAACCAUGCUCAUUGUUCUAGUAGCGUGGCUCUUGCUAGCCUUUUCUGCCACGGAGCAGAAAGAGACCAAUUUUUACUCCUUUAAAGUGGUGAAUAUCAGAGGGAAGCUGGUCUCUCUGGAAAAAUACAGAGGCUCGGUAUCCUUAGUUGUCAAUGUUGCAAGUGAGUGCGGCUAUACCGACAGCCAUUACAAAGCCCUGCAGCAGUUGCAGCGAGAACUAGGCCCAUAUCAUUUUAAUGUCCUCGCAUUCCCAUGUAAUCAGUUUGGGCAGCAAGAACCAGAUAGCAACAAAGAAAUUGAGAGUUUUGCUCGAAAAACAUAUGGAGUCUCCUUCCCCAUGUUCAGCAAGAUUGCAGUGAAGGGCACUGGUGCAAAUCCAGCCUUCAAAUACCUAGUUGAAUCCACUGGUGAUGAGCCAACCUGGAACUUCUGGAAGUACUUGGUAGAUCCCAGUGGAAAUGUGGUAAAGGCUUGGGAUUCUACUGUCACUAUUGAAGAAAUAAAACCUUAUGUUACUGAGCUUGUCAGGAAUAUCAUACUGAAGAAAAAAGACGAACUGUGACAUUUUUUAAAAAAAUAAAGGACUCUGGCAUUUUCUACCUUUAGGAAUCACUUGUACAAUUUUGUAUUCACAUUCCUAGAAGAAAAUGUAGUGAAGAUAAUAUGAAAAGAGAACUGUUAAUUCCCAGGAGGUAGGGUAGUGGCUGGAGAAAGGCAGAUGUCACUGGGACUAGAAAGGGCUACCAUUCCCUUUUCAGUAAGAGUAGAUAAUGCACAGUCUCCACUGAACAAGUAAACAAACAAGCUGAAGAAGCUGGUAAAAAAAAUAAAUUCACUUCUUUGUUGUGUGGAAGAAUUUAUGUCAUUCCUCUGUAUAAUAAACAUAUUGCUAUAUGAAGAUACUUUACUGAUGAUUGGAAUUGUUUCUGAUAAUCAUCAGUGCACUUUUCUCUGAUUGACCCAAAAUAAAAGAUACCCAUACCAUUUUA